Ochotona princeps (American pika) is the source of this 3536-nucleotide messenger RNA. RefSeq names its product tripartite motif containing 37 (gene TRIM37). Bases 404 to 3292 code for a protein of 962 amino acids. Gene Ontology annotation, molecular function: tumor necrosis factor receptor binding; zinc ion binding; ubiquitin protein ligase activity. The transcript is spliced from 25 exons. Gene Ontology annotation, biological process: negative regulation of centriole replication; protein autoubiquitination. The record is from RefSeq and is a predicted model, not a curated record. Lineage: Eukaryota; Metazoa; Chordata; Mammalia; Lagomorpha; Ochotonidae. Gene Ontology annotation, cellular component: peroxisome; aggresome.
CCUGGUUACCGUUGGCGUUUGAGGGCCGUCUCCAGCGCCUGCCCGGCCUCACACCGGCGCCGCCGGCCUCAGGCGGCUGUUUCACACGCGCGCCCUCGCGUCACGUGGGCCCAGGCUCCUCGCGGUCGCCGGCGGGCCGCUGAGCCCGGAGGGAGAAGCUGUGGAGACUGCUUGCCCUCCCUCUGCGCCCCGCGGCGGACUCGCAGAUCAAAAUGGCGAAAGGGGGGUAGCUGGCACCGACCCUGAAGCGAUGGGGCGCGCAGGUGGGGCGGCUGGCGGGGCCCUCUGACUCGGGCUGCCGGCUUCUUCUCGGCCAUUUGAACUGGCGACCCCCGGCCGGCGCCCAGUAGGUCAGACCACGGACUCCGCGGGUCUCCGAGGGCCCGGUCGAGAGCCGGAGGCAAUGGAUGAACAGAGCGUGGAGAGCAUUGCUGAGGUUUUCCGAUGUUUCAUUUGUAUGGAGAAAUUACGAGAUGCACGCCUGUGUCCUCAUUGCUCUAAGCUUUGUUGCUUCAGCUGCAUAAGGCGCUGGCUGACAGAGCAGAGAGCUCAAUGUCCUCAUUGCCGUGCUCCACUCCAGCUGCGAGAACUAGUCAAUUGUCGUUGGGCAGAAGAAGUCACUCAGCAGCUUGACACCCUUCAGCUCUGCAGUCUUACCAAACACGAAGAGAACGAAAAGGACAAGUGUGAAAAUCACCAUGAGAAACUUAGUGUAUUUUGCUGGACUUGUAAGAAAUGUAUCUGCCAUCAGUGUGCACUUUGGGGAGGAAUGCAUGGUGGCCAUACCUUUAAACCUUUGGCAGAAAUUUAUGAGCAGCAUGUCACCAAAGUGAAUGAAGAGGUAGCCAAACUUCGUCGACGGCUCAUGGAACUGAUCAGCUUAGUUCAAGAAGUGGAAAGAAAUGUGGAAGCUGUAAGAAAUGCAAAAGAUGAACGUGUUCGGGAAAUUAGGAAUUCGGUUGAGAUGAUGAUUGCUCGGUUAGACACACAGCUGAAGAACAAGCUUAUCACACUGAUGGGUCAGAAGACAUCUUUAACUCAAGAAACAGAACUGUUAGAAUCCUUACUUCAGGAAGUAGAACACCAGUUGCGGUCUUGUAGUAAGAGCGAGUUAAUAUCCAAGAGCUCAGAGAUCCUCAUGAUGUUUCAGCAAGUUCAUCGAAAGCCCAUGGCAUCAUUUGUUACCACUCCUGUUCCACCAGAUUUUACCAGUGAAUUGGUGCCAUCUUAUGAUUCAGCUACUUUUGUUUUAGAGAAUUUCAGCACUCUACGGCAGAGAGCAGAUCCUGUUUACAGUCCACCUCUUCAAGUGUCAGGACUCUGCUGGAGGCUAAAAGUUUACCCAGAUGGAAAUGGAGUUGUGCGUGGUUACUACUUGUCUGUGUUUCUGGAACUCUCAGCUGGAUUGCCUGAAACUUCAAAAUAUGAAUAUCGUGUGGAGAUGGUUCACCAGUCCUGCAAUGAUCCUACCAAAAAUAUCAUUAGAGAAUUUGCAUCUGAUUUUGAAGUUGGAGAAUGCUGGGGCUAUAAUAGAUUUUUUCGUUUGGAUUUACUUGCAAAUGAAGGGUACCUGAAUCGACAAAAUGAUACAGUGAUAUUAAGAUUUCAGGUACGUUCACCAACUUUUUUUCAAAAAUGCCGGGACCAACAUUGGUAUAUUACUCAAUUGGAAAGUGCGCAAACAAGUUACAUACAACAGAUAAACAAUCUUAAAGAGAGACUUACCAUUGAACUGUCUCGAACUCAGAAAUCAAGAGAUUUGUCACCACCAGAUAAUCAUCUUAGCCCCCAAAAUGAUGACACUCCUGAAGCUCGAGCUAAGAAGUCUGGCUCAUGCUCUGAGAUGCUUCUCGAAGGUGGCUCCACUGCAGUUUGUAUAAGAGAGGCCAAAGAGGAUGAAGAGGAUGAGAAGAUUCACAAUGAAGAUUAUCAUCAUGAGCUUUCAGAUGGAGAUCUGGAUCUGGAUCUUGUUGGAGAAGAUGAAGUGAAUCACCUUGACGGCAGCAGCUCCUCGGCCAGCUCCACAGCAACAAGUAACACCGAAGAGAAUGAUAUUGAUGAAGAAACUAUGUCUGGAGAAAAUGAUGUUGAAUAUAGCAACAUGGAGCUGGAAGAGGGGGAGCUCCUGGAAGAUGCAGCUGCUGCAAGACCUCCAGGUGGUAGCCAUGGCUACAUGGGUGCCAGUAGCAGAAUGUCACGAAGAGCACAUUUAUGCUCUGCUGCUACCAAUAGUUUAUUAGAUAUUGAUCCCCUAAUUUUAAUACAUUUGUUGGACCUUAAGGACCGGAGCAGCAUGGAAAAUCUUUGGGGCUUACAGCCUCGUCCACCUGCCUCACUCUUACAGCCUGCAGCAUCAUAUUCUCGAAAAGAUAAAGAUCAAAGGAAGCAGCAGCAAGCAAUGUGGCGAGUGCCCUCUGAUUUAAAGAUGCUGAAAAGACUCAAAACGCAAAUGGCUGAAGUUCGGUGUAUGAAAACUGAUGUAAAGAACACACUUUCAGAAAUAAAAAAUGCUGCUGCUUCUGGAGAUGUGCAGACAAACCUUUUUUGCGCGGACCAGGCAGCUCUGGCUGCAUGUGGGCCUGAAACCUCAAGCCGAUUGCAAGGCUUGGGAAUGGAGCUGUUGGCGAAGUCAUCAGUGGCUAGCUGUUAUGUACAAAACUCCGCAAGUAAGAAGAGUAAUUCACCUAAGCUAGCUCGGUCCAGUAUUGCAGGCAGUCUGUCGCUUCGGAGAGCAGUGGAUGCUGGGGAAAACUGCCGUUCAAAGGGAGACGGCCAGGCUCUCUCUGAAGGCUCCCCGGGCAGCUCGCAGUCUGGGAGCAGGCACAGUUCUCCCCGCGCCUUGACGCAUGGCGUUAUCAGCGACAUUCUGCCCAAGGCAGAAGAACGGCAGUGCAAAGCCCUGGAUUCCCGUGCUGUCGUGGUUGCCGUGUUCAAUGGCCUGCCUAUGGUAGAGAAGAGGAGGAAAAUGGCUUCUUUGGGGGCUAAUGCCAAAGGAGGCUGUUUGGAAGGCCUGCAGGUGCCAGAUUUGGAAGCCAGCUCUGAAACUGAGGAGCUGCAGCCCGUGCUCCCUGAAGGCGCCACCGCUGCCCCGGAGGACGGAAUGAGCAGUGAUAGUGACAUUGAAUGUGACACUGAGAAUGAGGAGCAGGAAGAGCACACCAGCCUGGGUGGAUUCAAGGACUCUUUCAUGGCCCAGCCCCCAGAUGAAGGUACACAUUCCAGUUUUCCUGAUGGUGAACAAAUAGAUCCUGAAGUGCUCAGCUUCAAUACUGAUGAAAACAGUGGAAGAUAACUUGAUUUGAAACUGGCACUGCACCUGCUGGGGUUGUUAACAAGAUCUAGGCUUCAGAAAAUGACAGAAGAGUGAGGUCCAUGUAUGGGGGCAAAGCAUCAAAUGGUGAAAAGAUCCUAGGAUUAAGGUUGGAGCUAUGUUUACUGCUUUUCAACCAUGUGUCUCAACACAACUUCAAAAUCAAAGGAAAACAAAUACUGAAAAUCUCUACUUUCAAAUUUUAAUAAAAUCUGCAGAAUAAUAA